AUGUCCUCCACCGCGGAGGCUGCCGCGGCUGCCAGGGUUGUCUCUGGAGAUGCCGCCCAGAGCGCGACCGCGCUCUUCGACACUCACCUCAGGCUUCUUAACGAGUCCUACCUUGCAUUCUUCAUCGAAAGGAAACGAAUAGAGGAGCAAUAUAUUGCAUCUCUAAUGAAACUCCACCUCAAGUCCAAAUCCCUCGACGCCUUUAUGGAUGAUCGCGUGGAGCAUAGCACGACACGAGCAGCGUGGAUUGAAAUCGUAGAUAACGUCGAGAGAGAGGCCGGCGCCCACCGAGCGUUGGCGGACAGCGUGUAUGUGGACGUUAUCGAGCCCCUGAACAACUUCAAGGAGGAGCAGGAGCGGAUCCGGAAGCGGAUUCGCGAAGACGUCAAAGACGCGAUUACGGCCCAUAGCGAUUAUGCAGAGAAUACCCUUCCUCGUCUGAAGCGCAACUACAUCAAGAAAUGUCAGGAAGCCGAGGAGUAUAGGUCCGCAGCGGUAGUUUCCCCCACCUCUCCACAAGAUCCGAACGUACUGCCGCCGCUAUCGAAAGCGCCUCCACCUCAGAAUCCGAAUGGCAUCCGGCCUGUCGUUACUGGCCCACAGCCCCUUCGUCCACUCGAGCGUCGCGCGUCGCAGAACGUACAUCGGAACCGGUCGCCGUCGGCCUCGACGUCGACUGCCCUCCACGACCUCGCGCACCAGGGCAAGAGGCAGCUGAACCAGCUGAUGACUUUCUUGGAUAAAGGCGGGAACGUCAGAGAUGGAGGGCGUUCCGAUAACGCGCUCCGUCUCGUGCGCGCGAAGCGCGAGGCCGAGGAGGCUGACAAGGAGUACAGGAAGGGCGUUCAUUGGCUGGAGACGCUCCGAAUUAGGCGGGUGAAGAUCCUUGAAUCCGGAUUCAAGUCUCUGGAGUCGUUUGUGCGCGAAUCAUCCGAGACGAUGAGGAAGGUUUUGGAGGUGUACACAGAUAGCUUGACUGCCGCAGCAGCGAUUCAAGGGCAAUUAUGUGAACACGGCCGACAGAUGGUUGAGCAAAUCGUGCCUCAGCAAGACAGUGCUGCGAUAGCGGCCAGCAUCCGUGGGAUGCUGUCCCUGUUGACACCCAAACCCACUUAUUACUACAACUUCAACGUCGGCGAAUGCAAGGACCUCAUCUUUGGUGUCACCCUCGUCGAUUACGCCACUGCCCGGGGUCUCCCAGAAGGCGAUAUUCCGAAGAUUGUGCGUAUAUGCAUAGAGGAUAUCGAUCGACGGGGCCUGGAGGCCGAGGGUAUCUACCGGGUGUCUGGAAGGCACGCGGCUGUGCAGGAGCUGCAGCACAAGAUUGAGCGUAAUGAGGCCGCGUUUGCAUUCAAUCCUACAACAGACGACGUGUACUCUGUAGCGUCGUUCUUGAAGAUGUAUCUCCGUGAAUUGCCCGAGCCCGUGUUCAAGUUCCCGCUUCAGGAUCGGAUACAGCACACCGAGGGUAUUGACGAACAUGCCGCGAACAACUUCUCGCUGCUUAGAUCGAAGAUUCGGCGACUACCUGCAAUUCAUCAAGCCACACUCCGCGCACUUGUCGAACAUCUCGCCCGGGUCGCUGCCAAUUCUGACAAGAACAAAAUGGACCCCAAGAAUCUCGCAAUCGUGUUCGGCUCCGUGAUCUUCGGGGAAGAUGAAAUGCCCAAGGGUGGAGACAUCCUUGGAAUGCAAUCUUGGAAGGAUACCUUGAUGGAGGACCUGAUUGUGAAUGCACACAUCUUGUUCCAGCAGAGUGGCAGCAGUUCUCCGCCGCUACCCUCUGCACCCCUGAACGAGCCUGCAGCGCCCGUCGCGUAUGGCUCACAGCAUACCAAGGUACUCUCUAGCAUGCCACCUCCACCUGUGCCGGCAUCGCCCCGUAAGGGUCAUAAGAAGUCUGCCUCGACGUCCACUGUCCGUUCGUCUCUCGAUGUGCCUCGGCCUCACGUACCGCAGGACUUCACUCCCCAGCUCCCUCCACGGCCAGCGAACAGCAUCCAUCCGUCGCUACGUGCCGGGCCACAUGCUGGCUCGCCCGCGAGGCAGAUACCCUCCGCUCGCGCAGGGCAGUUCUUUGAUGACGACAUGCUGAUCACACCACAGACCUCGAUAUCCUCGCGCGAGCACGGGAGCUCGACGUCGCUUCCACCACAGCUGCCCCCGCGCCCUGAGGAGCUCUCACCAUUUUUCGGACCUACAGGAUCGUCGUGGACGCUUGCCGCGUCGGCCGAAACGGACGCAAGCACGAACGUCGAUCCCGUCCGAGAGCCGUCUUCCAAACGGUCUUCGCGCCAGAUUCCUUCGGGUGAGGCACCGCGCCCAACACCAUCCCCGAUCCCAGUGCCCCAAGUUCAACUGUCUGAUGAUCCGCCGGCGGACGUGUUCUCGCCUCCUCCUCCUUCGUCCCUCCGUUCUGCAUCACACGAGAGCGGCAUCGAAAUGUCCUCUACCGCUGCCGCUGCAGCGUUCGCGUCCGCGACACCCUCGCCGACGUCCUCGUCGCACUCGUCCGCGCAUUCGAGCCCCUCGAAGCGGUCUGCAGGACACAGUCGGAAGGGAUCGGCCUAGACAGUGUUCCCAGACAUGGACCUUCUCAUCUCUUGGCUUCAAUCUUGAACUAACGAACCGUAGACGAUAUGUCACGAGUCACGAAAUGUAAAUGACCACAUUGGAAACUCCGUAAUACGUUCUAUCAGGCGUGUACCUAUCGUGAUUGUUGCAUUGACAGUUGUAGUACAUUCCAUGCGCUCCUCCCCUUUUUCUCUUCGUUGACAUUGGUUUCCGCCUGGUCUUUGUGGGCGGAUGGAUUCUUGUGUAGUCACACUGUAUGUCUGCCGUACAUGAUACCAUGUAAUGCGUUGUGGUACUCAUUCUAGCGUAUGUGUUGUAAGAAUCUAUUACAUACAUACCUUACUCCAUAGACCGUGUGGUAUCAUAUUAUUGUGCAAC
Molecule: messenger RNA, 2952 nt
Organism: Dichomitus squalens LYAD-421 SS1
Lineage: Eukaryota; Fungi; Basidiomycota; Agaricomycetes; Polyporales; Polyporaceae
Product: RhoGAP-domain-containing protein
Exons: 14
Coding region: 1-2571 (856 amino acids)
Biological process (GO): signal transduction; regulation of GTPase activity
Cellular component (GO): cytoplasm
Source: RefSeq, a predicted model, not a curated record